UUUUAAAAGAGAAGGAGCAGCUAUGUUGCCUUCUUGAAUCAUUGAAGGUAAGUCCAGCCAGCCAACACCAAAGCAGCACUCCCCAAAAUAAUGGUGCAAAUUUUCAACGAAGAUCUCGUGAGUUGGUACCUCAUCACCUUGAAACUCAAAGAAACUGUAAUAGCCAGAAUCCAACAAAGUCCUAUUCCCACUCCUACAGCCCCCUCAUCAAUUGACCCGGAAAAACAACAUCAAGAACAUCUUCAGAUCAGACAACAUCAUCACCAACGAAUCAUGAGCAAUCCAGAAACUGGUCACAAAUUUGAAGAGAAGACCAACAAAACACCAGACCAUUCGGAGUGGGUGAUCAACAUCAAAGAAAAACUCGACCAAGCCCGCCGAGAAAACACAACAUCUGCCUGGUCAAAGAUGUGCAUCUACAGAGUCCCUCAGUGCCUGCUAAAAAGUGACGACAAAGCUUAUAUUCCCCGGACCGUCUCCUUGGGGCCUUACCACCACGGGCGGAGAGACCUUCGCACCAUGGACCGCCACAAGUGGCGCGCCCUUCACCGUGUCCUGAAGCGUACCCAGCACGACAUUAGUCUAUAUCUGGACUCCAUUAAAGAGAUGGAACAGCAUGCCCGUGCUUGUUACGAAGGCACGAUUUCUCUCAGCAGCAAUGAAUUUGUGGAAAUGAUGGUGCUCGAUGGCUGCUUCAUACUGGAGCUGUUCCGAGGGGCUAUUGAGGGCUUCAAGAAGCUAGGUUACUCCCGGAAGGAUCCUAUCUUCGCGAUGCGUGCCUCGAUGCAUUCGCUUCAGAGGGACAUGAUAAUGCUCGAAAACCAGAUUCCCCUCUUCAUACUGGAUCGUCUGUUAGGGCUCGAGAACGGCGAUCCUCACCAGAGAGGGCUUGUGGCCAAGCUGGCAAUCCAAUUCUUCGAUCCGCUAAUGCCAACCGAUGAAUCAUUGACGUCGUCGUCAUCCUCAUCAUCGUUCAAGAAUUUAACCACGUUCGAUCCAUUCGCAGAGCAAGGCGGGCUUCACUGCCUCGAUGUUUUCCGGCGAAGUCUCAUGCGCGUGGGGCCUAAACCCGAACCCAAACACUGGAUCAACCGGUGGUCUUCGCAGGCGAACCUGGUGGUCGCCGACAAGCGGCGGCAACAAUUGGUCCAUUGCGUGACUGUACUGAGAGAGGCAGGGGUUAAAUUCAAGAAGGAGAAGACAGAUCGGUUCUGGGACAUAAAAUUCAAGGACGGGACUCUGAGCAUUCCUCGGCUGUUGAUCCAUGACGGUACCAAAUCGCUGUUGCUCAACCUGAUCGCGUUGGAGCAGUGCCAUCUCGAUUGCAACAACGACAUAACCUCGUACGUGAUAUUCAUGGACAAUUUGAUAAACUCCCCUGCGGAUGUGGCUUACCUCCAUUACCACGGCAUAAUCGAGCACUGGCUAGGCACCGAUGGGGAAGUAGUGGACCUCUUCAACCGCCUUUCGGAAGAAGUGCUUUUCGACAUCGAUGGCAGUUUUCUUUCGCAGUUGUCGGAGCAGGUGAACAGGUAUUACAAUUACAGGUGGAAUGCUUGGCGUGCGAGCUUGAGGCAUAAUUACUUCAACAAUCCCUGGGCUAUCAUCUCCUUCCUUGCUGCUGUGGUCUUGUUGCUGAUUACUUUUACUCAGACUUUUUAUGCAGUUUAUUCCUAUUACAAACCUCUUUCUUGAGCAGCUUUGAUAAUUGCACAACAUCCCGAUUCUGUAUCUUACUAUUAUUUUAUUUUUAACUGAUACCGCAUUUUGUAUUUUGUAAUUUCUCGGUCACUUCUCUUGUGUUCAUAGGGUGCAAUGCAAAUUCCUUUUAUUAUUAAUGAAGCGUUGAGUUAUAAUUAUCGGAGUUUGCCAA
This is a messenger RNA of Camellia sinensis, 1873 nucleotides long. RefSeq names its product UPF0481 protein At3g47200. NCBI's taxonomy places the organism in Eukaryota, Viridiplantae, Streptophyta, Magnoliopsida, Ericales, Theaceae. The record is from RefSeq and is a predicted model, not a curated record.